This is a messenger RNA of Apis florea (little honeybee), 2028 nucleotides long. RefSeq lists its product as uncharacterized. Gene Ontology annotation, biological process: proteolysis. Gene Ontology annotation, molecular function: serine-type endopeptidase activity. Lineage: Eukaryota; Metazoa; Arthropoda; Insecta; Hymenoptera; Apidae. The record is from RefSeq and is a predicted model, not a curated record.
AAGAAGAAGAAAGUGCGAAGAUGUAGAAGACCGGCGAAGAAGCAUGAAGCCGAUAUUCUCGGAUGAUCGUGGUGGAAUGUUGGAACGGUACGGGUGUUAGGGUCGUAGGCAAUAAUCGCGAUAAAUAGAUGAAGGGUGUCGCGAUAUAUCGGUGAGAAGGAUUGUGUUAUGGUGGUGAGGACCGUUCAGGAUAAACGUGGAAGAAAAAGAGGAAGAAGAAGAAGAAGAAGAAGAAGAAGAAGGAGAAGAGAGGGUGGAGCGGGUUUCUUUCUUUUGAGGAACCGCUUCUUGGAAGUGAGAGAAAAGGGAAGAAGAGGGAAGAAGACGGAGAAGAUCGGAAGGAAGACGAGAUCGGGCUUGAUUUGACAGAUUGCCAAACGACGAUGGAUGCAGCCAGAUCGUGCCAAUGGAUACUCAUAGGAAUACUCCUCGUCGUCUCGUCGAAUCGCGCCACCAGCAGUCGCGCGGGAUCGAUACAGGGAUCGAGCCUUGGCAGAUCGAAGACGAUCUUCGAUCCCGGUUACAUGGAGGCGUCGCGUGGCAACGAUGGGAAUCGGACCGAGUUGACCGUCAACUCGCCUCGUAGACGCCGAUACGUUCGAUUCCCGACAGGGCCGGCCGGAUAUCUGUUCGAGGGUGGUGGCGGUCCUCCGAUAGGGAGGAACCUCGGAGGUUUAUAUCCAGGAGGUGUUCCCCGUUUCCCGUCGUGGAGGCAGCACAAAUCGAUCUGGAGAAGUCCCAUCUCGGAGUACAACAGGCCCCCUGUGAUGGGCCAUCGGACCCCGCGCUUGAUCUUCCGCGACAACGACUUUCCGCCCCCGGUCGGGGGCAGUGCGCCCUCCUCCUUCUUUCAACAGUCCAACCACUUGCCGGAUUUCGAGGACGACGCGAGAGAUCAUCGAAAGCAAACGCUCGACGAUUAUCCUAGGUUAGAGUCAGAGCCGCGUCAACAAAAAAGACCGCUGUGGAAGGGUGACGAUACGUUGUGCGGUGACGGACGAAGCUGCGAAUUUUUUCUAAUGUGCUGGAUGUCCGCUGGCCUUUUGGACGGCAGUUGCGGCGGCAUCAUGUUCGCUUGUUGUCAGAGGAGAGAACCGAAAGGUAGCUCCUCCGAUUAUAACCUGAUUGAGGCACCUAGAGAUCAGUCUCAGCCGCUUUCGUUGGACACUUACACGGAGACAGUCAACGACGAUCGGUGCGGGAUACCUGCCUCGAAGCAGACCGCGCAGAGAAGGAUCGUGGGAGGGGACGACGCGGGGUUCGGCAGUUUUCCAUGGCAGGCGUACAUACGAAUCGGAUCGAGCCGAUGCGGCGGCACCCUCGUCAAUCGAUUCCACGUCGUGACUGCCGGCCACUGCGUAGCCAAGGCGUCGGCGCGCCAAGUCCAGGUCACCCUCGGCGAUUACGUCGUCAAUUCGGCAAGCGAGACACUGCCCGCUUACACUUUCGGCGUCAGGGAGAUACGCGUUCAUCCUUACUUCAAGUUCACGCCUCAGGCUGACAGAUUCGACGUAGCCGUUCUUCGAUUGGAUCGACCGGUGCAUUACAUGCCUCACAUAGCGCCGAUCUGUUUGCCCGAGAAGAACGAGGAUUUUUUGGGCCAGUAUGGCUGGGCCGCUGGAUGGGGCGCUUUGCAGGCUGGAUCGAGGCUACGCCCCAAAACUCUUCAAGCUGUGGACGUGCCCGUGAUAGAUAAUCGGAUAUGCGAGAGGUGGCAUCGAUCAAACGGGAUCAACGUGGUGAUUUACGACGAAAUGAUGUGCGCUGGUUACCGGGGAGGUGGCAAGGACUCGUGCCAAGGUGACAGUGGUGGACCGUUGAUGCUCGAGAAGACGGGGCGAUGGUACUUGAUAGGCAUCGUUUCGGCGGGUUACUCGUGCGCGCAGCCAGGCCAGCCAGGAAUCUAUCAUCGCGUGGCGAAAACGGUCGACUGGAUAACCUACGUUAUCAACUCGUAACGGAAUAAACGAAACGAACGAAAGGAAUAUAGAGGAAUCGUAAAAGCUUUGCAUGAAACAAAGUUUACAA